This is a messenger RNA of Saxophila tyrrhenica, 564 nucleotides long. It is a transcript of the gene MNP1, whose product is annotated as 54S ribosomal protein L12, mitochondrial. NCBI's taxonomy places the organism in Eukaryota, Fungi, Ascomycota, Dothideomycetes, Mycosphaerellales, Extremaceae. The transcript is spliced from 2 exons. Gene Ontology annotation, molecular function: structural constituent of ribosome; mRNA binding. Bases 1 to 564 code for a protein of 187 amino acids. Gene Ontology annotation, cellular component: mitochondrial large ribosomal subunit; ribosome. The record is from RefSeq and is a predicted model, not a curated record. Gene Ontology annotation, biological process: translation.
AUGUCACUCUCCUGCCAAUACGCUGCCCGGCAGUGCGUCCGAUCUCUCCCUUCAUCUCGGCAACCCACACUUCGAUGCGCCAACGCAGCAGUCACUAGGAGAAGACGGCAGGAGUCGAGACGAUGGCAGUCUACCGAAGCAGCAGCACCUUCAAACCCCAAGAUUGCCGGCAUCGUGGAUCAGAUCAGUCAAUUGACAUUACUGGAGACUGCUGAUCUAGUAUCUACGCUCAAAACCCGUCUGAACAUCCCCGACAUGCCCAUGGGAGGCUUCGCAGCCGCAGGACCAGCUCAAGCACAAGCCGCAGCACCAGUAGAGGAGGAGGAAGCGGCGCCGAAGCAGGAGGAGAAGACCCUCUUCAACCUCAAGCUGGAAUCAUUCGAUGCAGCCGCGAAACCCAAGGUUAUCAAGGAGAUCAAGAGCAUGCUGGGGCUGAGCUUGGUGGACAGCAAGAAGUUUGUGGAAGGCGCGCCUAAGCUGAUGAAGGAGGGCGUGCCCAAGGAAGAAGCGGAGAAGACGAUUGAGACGCUGAAGGCGCUGGGUGCUGUCGUCAAGAUGGAGUAA